AAAAAAAGAAAAAAAAAACCCAAAGCUCUCCAACAACCAACAUUUUGCUGAACAAAUCCCAACCUCACCACAUCCCCCUCUCUAGGAUUUCUCUUCAACCAUGACCCUUCCACUCCCAUCUCUCCUCUAUCUCACCCUUUCAAAUUUCCGACUAAAACCCUAGCUUCCCUACCUUUUACCCACCAAACCACAAAUUCGAACUCAACCCAAAGAAUAAGAAAGGAGAAUCACAGUCCUUGUACAUAAAGCAUAAAAAUUUCGCUUUUUUUGUGCUUUUGUGUUAUUACUUUAUAGUUGUCAGCUAUAAAGUACCAGCAGUAUUCUUAGUUAAUUUUAUUAUCCUAAGAUACCCAUAACUUUUUUGGCAUUGAAUUUCGAUUUUGGGUCGGAUUGAGGUCUAGAAAUAUUAUAAUUUAAUUUUAUCCUAGGUACGCAUUAGCGUUUUGGUGUUGAAUUUUGGGUUUUGAGUCGUAUUCAAAUUUUGAUUUUUGGGGGUGUAAUUUAUGGAUAUGGCACUUGAAUCGUCGUUUUUCAAUGCACACAGGUUAGUUUCUGGCACAAAAUCAUUGUAUUUGGUGCCUUCCAAUCGGCAAAUGAGAAUGCCGAUGAAGAUUUUGGAGAAAAGUAAUGGCUACCCGUCUCAGUUAGUGUUAACUUGCAUAGGUCCUCGUGGUUUUAGGAGCUAUUUCCGUGCUAGAUGUCGAGUAAACGACUCGUCUUUUGCAGGUAGAGCUGGUUUGAAAUUUGUAGGCGAAGAUACUGAGAGUUUGAGCGAUGAAAAUGCGGUUUACGGUGUGAAUUUAGACUUUGUUAGAGAGUCGGUGAAGCGUGGGAUUAUUUUGGCGGCAAUUGUUUGUGGGGUUUUGGUGUUUGGGUGUAAGAGAGUCUUUGCGAUGGAAGGUCUGGUGAAUGCUGGUUAUGGGGUAAUUGGGCGGAGCAUGUUGUCGUUGAGGAAUGCAUGGCCAAAGACGUUACAGGUUCUUCAGGUUUUCAAGGAGCAGGGUCUGAUUUUGGCAGCGCUUUUGGGACUUUCAGCGUUUUUCUCCAUGGCGGAGACUUCAAUUACCACGCUCUGGCCUUGGAAGGUGCGUGAAUUGGCUGAAAAGGAGCCUGAAAAUGGUGUCUUCAGAAAGCUUCGUAGUGAUGUCACGCGGUUCCUAACUACCAUACUUAUUGGCACAACUGUCGUCAAUAUUGGAGCAACUGCCUUAGUCACUGAAGCUGCAACAGCAAUAUUUGGUGAAGCUGGUGUGAGUGCAGCGACUGGAGUAAUGACAGUAGCCAUUUUGCUUCUCACAGAGAUCACUCCAAAAAGUAUUGCUGUUCACAAUGCCACCGAGGUUGCUAGGUUUGUGGUCAGACCAGUGGCAUGGCUUUCCUUGGUAUUAUACCCAGUGGGAAGAGUUGUUACAUAUUUAUCUAUGGGGAUGCUAAAAAUCCUUGGUUUAAAAGGAAGAAGCGAGCCAUAUGUAACUGAAGAGGAGUUGAAACUGAUGUUGCGAGGGGCAGAAUUGAGUGGGGCAAUAGAGGAGGAAGAACAGGAUAUGAUUGAAAAUGUAUUGGAGAUUAAAGAUACCCAUGUUAGAGAGGUGAUGACACCCCUUGUAGAUGUGGUUGCAAUUGAUACCGGUGCAACACUUGUAGAUUUUCAUAACUUGUGGGUGACUCAUCAAUAUUCAAGGGUUCCUGUUUUUGAGCAGCGUGUUGAUAAUAUAGUGGGUAUUGCAUAUGCAAUGGAUCUGCUGGAUUAUGUUCAGAAGGGUGAGCUGCUAGAAAGUACUACUGUUGGUGAUAUGGCUCACAAACCCGCAUACUUUGUGCCUGAUUCAAUGUCAGUCUGGAAUCUUCUUAGGGAGUUUCGCAUCAGGAAGGUUCACAUGGCUGUUGUUCUUAACGAAUAUGGUGGAACUGUGGGAAUUGUAACCCUGGAAGAUGUGGUUGAGGAGAUUGUUGGUGAAAUUUUCGACGAAAAUGAUUCAAAGGAGGAGAUUCAGAAAAAGACUGGCUACAUAGUAAUGCGAGCAGAGGGAGUAUUUGAUGUGGAUGCAAACACUUCUAUUGAUCAGCUCUCUGAAGAUCUAAAUAUCAAGAUGCCAGAGGGUUAUCAAUAUGAGACGGUGUCAGGUUUUGUAUGUGCAGCAUUUGGUUAUAUUCCUCGAACAGGCGAGAGCAUCAAAGUGGUCCUUGAAAGGGAAAAUCGAGAAGAAAAUGACGAGUCUAAAUCUGACCACCAGGAUCAAAAAGAAAAGUGUCAAAUAUUUAAACUUGAGGUACUUGCUGGAAAUGCCAGAAAGGUCAGUGCUGUUCGAUUUGAACGGAUAAACAAUGAUGAGACAAUGAUGGGGACCAAAGAAGUGACUCGUUUGUUUCCCAAAAUCAUGAAGAGGAAAGUGGGCGGUGAUGAGGACGCUGAUGGUACAGAAUAUGAUGACGAUGCAUUCCCAAGGGGACCGGAGGAUGAUGAUGACUCUAUUCAACAUGAAGAUGAAUCAUAAUAGUCAAAGUAACGCUUGUUACAUUGCUGUUUGUAUUUCCCAUUCUUAACAGCCCCAUGGAAGAAGUAAAAGAUUGAGAACAAAUUAACAAAAAUGAGAAUCAGCAAUGAGCUAACAUUGUAAAAUUUUCACAGAUGAAGAGAAGUGUCAACAUCUGAAUCAUCAAAAUUACUUGUUCUGUCCAUGACUGAUUCUGUGGAA
Corylus avellana is the source of this 2696-nucleotide messenger RNA. RefSeq names its product DUF21 domain-containing protein At1g55930, chloroplastic. Lineage: Eukaryota; Viridiplantae; Streptophyta; Magnoliopsida; Fagales; Betulaceae. Gene Ontology annotation, molecular function: flavin adenine dinucleotide binding. The record is from RefSeq and is a predicted model, not a curated record.